This is a messenger RNA of Bombyx mori (domestic silkworm), 5445 nucleotides long. Its product is annotated as synaptic vesicle glycoprotein 2C. Bases 867 to 2363 code for a protein of 498 amino acids. Gene Ontology annotation, biological process: transmembrane transport. NCBI's taxonomy places the organism in Eukaryota, Metazoa, Arthropoda, Insecta, Lepidoptera, Bombycidae. The record is from RefSeq and is a predicted model, not a curated record. Gene Ontology annotation, cellular component: membrane. The transcript has 11 exons. Gene Ontology annotation, molecular function: transmembrane transporter activity.
UUGUGCAAGUCAUAAAACAUUCGAACAAAGGGGAGCUCUUUGCUAUUACCUAUCGUUGUAUACUUGAAGUGUAAUAACUGAAAUUCAUUGGAAAAGUGAUUCUUAAUUACUGUAAAUAGAAGGCAAGGAUAAUGAUCAAGAGAAUGGCGUCAGCGACGUCAUAAUUUUAAAAACACCAUGGAACCAGCCUCUCCGUCAUAUACAAAUUCUAUUAAUUAUUCAAUUUUAAGAGGCAGCCAUGACUCAUGAAUGAGAGAUGAGAAUGAUAAGAAUGUAGGUCUCGCUCACACCAGAACCGCCAUAAAUAAAACGAUAGUCAACCUUAAUAUUAUUUAUUGCCAGCUGAACGUGAAUUUUCCCCCCUCUAUUCGCUGGUAGGCUAAAGCGACGGGUGAAUUUGAUAUUGUUUGGAAUGCCUUAUAUAUUCUAUAGAUUUUUUAGGUAUUCAUUAGAAUAUAGAUUAUAUGGAUUUUACGAGAUAAAACAUGUAAUGAUGCCGGCCAAAAGAUUAGUUCACUGACCAGCUGUGACCGUGGCGUGUGACGGCGGGCGGCAAUUCGUUUACGUGUAUCCACGGAAACGGUCGUGUUCAAGGUUCGCUCGUAUUUUUCGCAUGACAUUUUUCGAUAAUGUUUCAAUUCUAUAGGCACGUAAAUCGUUUGUUGUGCUUCUAAAAGUGGUGCCUCUAAUCUAAUUAAUGAGCUUGUUUUUUAAACGUUCUUAUUUUUCGGCUGAAACGUUUUCAAAUUAAACAUAAGAUUAAAACUUCAUUACAAACAAAUAAUUUUAUAGACUUCAGUACGCUGGAGAAGUUGAGAAUACGAACAAGAAUUUUCAUUGCUGUUCUUAUAUAAGUUAAUAUUACAAUGGAGUCGGAACUCGAAAAAGUUCUGGAUAUCGCUGGUCACGGGCGGUACAACCUAAUGGUGCUAUUGGUUAGUAGCACCAUUCACUUAGCGUCGAUCCUGGAUUUGCUCGGCUUCUGUGUCAUCGUCCCGGCUGCGGCAUGUGACUUGAAGUUAGGAAUGAGAGAGAUCAGUCUACUUACGUCCAUACCUUUUGCAGGUUACCUUUCCGCGUUGCCAUGGGGCUACUAUGUUGACACGCACGGUAGAAGGAAGGCUAUAAUAAUAUCAACAUCAGUGGGUGCCGUUUUCGCUACACUAACAACUUUUUCUACGUCUUUCACGAUGAUGCUGGUUUUGAAACUACUUGGAUGUCUCUUUUCCACAGCUUCAAUAACGCUUUCGAUAACUUAUUUGGGGGAGUGCACGGGAACGAGGAACAGGACUAGAUACCUGUUAAUCCUCAACUGUUUCAAUCUAAUAUCUGAUUUCAUUUGCUACGCACUGGCCUACUUAAUAUUGGGCCUACAAUUCGAAAUACCUCUACCCUGGUUGGCCAUAACAUUCCGUCCUUGGCGAUUGCUGACUCUGGUCAUGGCAGUAAUGCUGGCUGUUGGAGGCUUCGUGAUCUUCUUCCUGCACGAGAGCCCCAAGUUUCUGGCGACCAAAGGACGUGUCGACGAAGCCUUGGAGGUUAUGAAGACAGGAUACGGCCUCAAGGACCGCGACGUGGAUCUUGUGAAAUCACUACUCACCAUUACCAAGGAUACGGGAAACGAACGAAAGGUGCCCUUUAUGAAGUCAUUAUGGCAGCAGACGGCGCCCAUCUUCAGUAGACCGUAUUUGAUGAAGACUCUACAGCUUUUCUUUCUUCUAGCCGUCUGUACUAGCACUAACAACGUUUUCUACAUUUGGUUCCCGACCAUUGUCAACUCGUUCUACAACGCGCCGUCAAAUGCCACGGCGAGCUUCUGCGAUAAAAUAACAUCGAACAUCACUGCGGACGUACAUUUAGGGGAAACAUGCAAUGACGUCAUCGCCGACAACACCAUAUUUUCUGGGAUGGCGUUCAGUUUGUUCUUCACAAUUAUCAACUACAUCGCCUCUAUGAUCACAUCGUGGAGGAAGAGCGUACUCGUUGGUACUUUGCUCAUAUCCGGCAUGAGCACUGUCGUGGUGGACCUAGUUGAGCAGCCAGUGAUCAGCUUGUUGCUGUUCAUACUGAUCCAGCUGGUGGGCUUGUCGGCUGGGAACGUCGCGUCCUAUUUUGUUGACGUAUAUCCUACGUCAUUCAGAGGUCUUAGCACUAGUCUGGGGUCAAUGUUUGCUAGGAUGACGGUGAUGGUCGGUAUCAAUAUAGUGGACAGUACAAUAGUGCAGCACUGUCGAGCCACGUUCUUAAGCUGGUCCAUUUUUGUAUUUGUGGGAAUGGUAGUCGCUUGCUUCCUGCCCAAGGAAACCACCACAACCAGAAACCCAUUAUUUUACGUGAGUAAAAUAGAAUCUGUAGGUUUUUGAAAAUUAGAAUUUGAUAGUUAAAUGUUGGAUUGAUGACAAUGGUGAUGAUAUAGCGGCAUAUAUUUGGUAGCUCGUAUGGUAUAUACGUAAGUAAAGACAUCGUAUUUUUUACAUUGUCUAGCAAGUUUUAAGUUGCAGUUGAAGUUAUAAAAAUUAAAAAAAUAUACUUGCAAUUCACUAGAUGCUUUGUGAUGCAAAAUUGUUUUACUGGAGAUCUAAGCUAUUAGACAAUAAAAAAAAAUACAACUGUCUUCUAGACAAUAAAAAAAAAAACUACAUAAAACUUACCAUGUUUUAAUAAAUAUUACCAUAUAGUAUUUGUAUAUUGAUAUUAUUGUAUCGAGUUAAAUUUUGCAUUUAUUUAAGGCGUAUGCAUUCAAUGCAUAAUAUUAAGGUCAUUAUUUAGAAAAUUGUAAUUAUUGAACGGUCUGUCAAAAAAUCUAUGAAAAGGCUGGAAAUCAAACAGAAUUUAAUUUUAAUGAGAAUGUAAUGUUUUCUUUUUUUUUUAAGUUUUAAAAAUAUAAUUUUUUUUCAUUUGUUUUGAUGCUUAAUUGAUUCAAUACAAAAAACCUGUCGAGUAAAUACUGUGUAAUUUAAAUAUUAUGUUAUUUAAUUAAAACUACUUUUACGGCUUAAACUGUAUCUCUGGUUCGUCUAAAGCCCUUAAUAUCAAACGUAGUUAAACUAAAAUUGAAGACGUAAACGGUCACUGAAGAUCAAUUUUAUUAAUUAUAAUUUCAAUCCUAGUUAAAUUAAUCUUCGGGGUUUGAACUAUCUCAUAGCUUAAAAACGUUUAAGCGUUAAUGGCUGCGACAAACCUUAAGUUUGGUUUAAAGUAUGGAGGGUAGAGGUAAGGAGCACCAUCUUGUAUAGGGGACAAGUUGAAAAAGUGCCUAUCUGUACACAGCAAAUUAUAGUUCGAAAACUCACCGAAGUAGCGCUAGUGUAGCAAGGGGAAAUAGCAUGUAUAUAGAAGUUUUAAGCUGAGUGAAAUGUGUUGGAUUGCAGUGAAGGCUACGAUCCGAUGUACACUGCGAGCACUGUUCAGUGCUCUCACUGCUAUUCGUUACCUACGUUAAUGACUGACAGUAUACAGUCGCAGUAAUUUAAGGAAUGAUUGAUGAUACAUGAUGAUGAAUGGAAUGGGGGAAUGAAUGGAAUGGAGGAAUGAUACAUGAUUUCAUAAAUCUUCAUUUCAUCACUUUUAGCGUGAUCAUUUCAAUAAUACGGUUAUUAAGUUAUUAUAGAUUAAAUUGCUUGAAAAACAAUAUUUUCUUUUAUUAAAAAAUAUACUUACUUUUAGCGAUUAAUUCAACUGACAAUAACUUGAAUAUUCUAUUUUCAAAACUAAAUUUAAACAUGAUUGUUUUUGCUGAAGUGAAAACACCGACAUGACAACGUCGAUGACAGUAUACUGUUCUGUAAAGGAACGGCUUCCCAGUAUACUAAUUUGACGUCACACCUUACAGUGCUCGCAGUGCAAAUCGGAAUAUACCAGAAGUUUGGUAGCUUAUAAUAAUAAUGUUUUUAUUGCAAGUAACCAUGACUCCUAUAAAUUGUUAAUAAGACUUAGACCUAUGUUAGUAGUCAUAUUUACAUCACAAUGAAUUACUGUCGUAACAUCCCAUGGGAGAUGGCACUACAGCAACCCAUGUAUAUACAGUCCAGCCUGCUUGCGAUCAUGCUCAGGAUACUGUUGGAGCUGGCCCUCACUCUACUUACCAGAGAUGCACACCUCUUACGCAUGGUAGCGUAAAAACAAUCUAUGUGCUUAUGGCGCUGUUUUUAAAUUCUUUUCACUUGCUACUAUGGCGCCAUCUUAAUUUGCUGCCCUUCAGUGGACACUUUUUAAUAUACUGAGAUGGUUCUCUUUGCCUAUACCCUCCAUAGUUUAAAGUGUUCUUUUCAAAAUGGCCGCUCGGAAUGAACAGCUGUUUUGAGUGUCAAAGUAAAUGUCAGUAAAUGUUAUGUACCCUAAGGUAAAUGUCAGCUAUUUGGCUUGUUUAGACCAAGUUUGCUCCUUCAUCCGUUUUGUUAAUCUUAAUUUGAUAUUACGGGCCUUAUUAGCCUUUAGACGUUCAGACUUUAGCUCAUUUAAAUAGCUUCUAAGCGUAGAAUCGUAGCAACGAUAAAUUACAAAAAUGUAAAUACAACACAGAUUCGUUUAUUGAUAUAAUAACAUAAUAAUAAUGUUUGAUAAGUACAAUUGUUAUAAAUAAUUCAUUCUAUACAUUAUAAAUGCCUUUUAGAAUGUAAACAAAGAAACGGAAACCUCUAGCGGAGACUUCUUAAAAAGUACAAAUACAAAUGUACAAAUGUGCUUUUAAAAACCGAAUUUAUUUAAUUAAUACCAGAUCACUUCGCACAUGUUAUAGAAAUGCAAUUUACGCGGCCGUGGAAAGCAUAGACACGUGCGUGCGUGCGACCAUAGAUAAUAAAAACACUUAAUAUGACGCGUUUUUUCCCCCGCCUAUUAUAGUAACCUCGAGGGGUUAUUCUAGAUUCGCCGAAAUAGUAGGUGAGCUCACGGGGCUCAAACUUAGACGUUGCUAACACGAGUCCUAGCAAGAGCCGUGCUUCGCAGAAUCUACCACCGGAUCGGAAACGCGAUCCACUGAGAAAAUCAGUGUGCUUAGUGCGAGUUUUUUAACGUUCUCGAUAGCGUAAAAGUUAGCUCAUAUUUGUAUUGAAUGGGAUUGUUUACCUACGUUUGUCGUUAGGGGCGCUGUUCCAACUGCAUAAAAAAUUGGCUUAAAGUGACGCAAGCGACGGGUUCGACGAGAACGAUGACCUGUGCUUGAGGCACGUAAAAGCACCGUUAGUGGAUCGGGAGGAUCCGAAAUGACGCGUUUUGGGCGACGUCGACUGCUUUCCAUUCGGCUCGCGGGAUCGGGAAUGUAGUGACGCGCGACUGAACAAACACAUGUAUGUUUCUUCUUGGCCGUGAGCCAUCUUUGUGAGCUGAGAAAUCGUAGAUAGAAUGUCGUAAACUGUAUUAUUUAAAUUUGUAACAUCAAAGGUUUAUAUUUACGUAAGCGUCAUUGUGAUAAUAAAUAAAAUAUACAAUUUGAAAAAAACAAAA